CAUAUCUAGCCGUAUAUAUAUGAUAUCUAAGGAAACAACCAGCACCCAGUCGACCGACUUUGUAAUCUACGAUUGACAAAGUUGGCGUAUGGAAAACGUUCUUGUUGCCGAAGAGUCAAGCGAUACGAGUCCCCAUACGGAGUACAGCUGUCAGUGUGGUCCGAUGAGGGUGUUGGUGACUGGAGGCUCAGGCUUAGUGGGAAAGGCCAUACAACAUGUGGUCAAAGAGGAAAGGAAUGGCUACGAAGGGGAAGAGUGGAUUUUCCUCUCCUCCAAAGAUGCUGACCUCACGAGCAUGACAGAGACACAGGAUGUGUUUAGAAAACACCGGCCAACCCAUGUUAUUCACCUGGCUGCCAUGGUUGGCGGGCUUUUCAAGAAUUUAAAGUGUAACCUGGACUUCUGGAGAAACAAUAUCCACAUCAAUGAUAAUGUACUCCAGGCUGCACAUGAAGUCGGUGUUGUCAAGGUUGUUUCCUGUCUAUCCACCUGCAUAUUUCCUGACAAGACAACCUAUCCCAUUAAUGAGACUAUGAUCCAUAACGGCCCACCUCACGAGUCCAACUUUGGCUACGCUUAUGCUAAAAGAAUGUUAGAUGUUCAGAACAGGGCCUAUUUCCAGCAGCAUAGACGCUGCUACACAGCUGUCAUCCCCACUAAUGUGUUUGGACCCCAUGACAACUUCAGUAUUGAAGAUGGACAUGUACUGCCGGGCCUAAUUCACAAAACAUACAUUGCCAAAAAAGAAGGAAAGCCCUUGGUUGUUUGGGGUUCAGGUACCCCCAAAAGGCAGUUUAUUUACUCUUUGGAUUUGGCUCGUCUCUUCCUCUGGGUUUUGAGGGAAUAUCCAGAGGUUGAACCCAUCAUCCUUUCUGUCGGCGAGGAAGAUGAAGUAUCAAUCAAAGAAGCAGCAGACGCAGUGGUGCAAGCACUUGACUUUAAAGCCUCCAACUUCCAUAUUCUAAUUUCCUUGACCAUGAGACAACAGUAUGAUACCCAUAAAUCAGAUGGUCAGUUCAAGAAGACAGCCUGUAAUGCAAAGCUAUCCAGCUAUCUACCAGAUUUCCACUUCACGCCCUUCAAACAAGCUCUCAAGGAGACUUGCGAUUGGUUUGUUACAAACUACGACGCAGCUCGCAAGUGAAAACGGGAAUAAAGUGGACCAAAAAAAUUCAGGUUUACGAUUACUUUGCUUGCUGGGAUGAAGACCAGAGAGGAUAUGUGCCUGCCCAGCUGCAAAGAACACUAAAGGACCUGAAUUUUAUUUCCAAGUGUGUUGGACUGAAUGCCACAUCUGCACUGUAUAGAUAAGAUCCAUUUUUAGCAGUUCACUACCACAUUCAAAGGUCAUUCGAAUCAAAGUGUAUAUUUUGAAGCUCCAUGAUGUGAUUUUAUUAAACUCAUCAAUAAAAUAUAAAAACAAAUCUUCGUGGUUUUAAAAAGCAAUGCAUCUUGCCAGGAAAGCCCUAUAAAGAUUGUAAGUAGGGGAUAGGGCUGCUUUCAUGGAAUCUGCAGUACUCUUGCCCCAACCUCACACUCUUCUUGCAUGACUUUCCGGUUUUGGUGAUUGCGUUGCAAAGUUGACGCCCUGAUAGCGAACUGAAAUGCACAGCAAUUGUAUUUAGAAACACAAAAUUUGAUCAUUUUAGCUCAUGUAUGUGGGAAAACCGAGCCUGACCUGUUGGUACUUGAUUGGGGAGUUCUUGCACUUCUUGAAACAAUCCCAUCACUUGAGUCAUUCAAAGCGUCAAAAACACCUCUGGUAUUUUGAGGAAUCAUGCCCCUCAUGGCCUUAAAAAUUGAAUAAGUUAUUACCAUGAUGCCAUAGACUUCAAAAUUCCUAUUGACCUGACACGUCAUUGUUUGCGUCACGCCUUCUCAUAGGGGGCCGAGCUUCAUUUAGUAAUAGCCGAAAACUGCACACACUCAUGUCGGAUUUAAUCUUGGAUUUUUAAAGAACUACGAAAGCUGUACCGCAUACAAACAGGAAAGCUUGUCUCAGGAGUGAUUUGUUCGAGGAUUGAUGGUAUAUAUUAUAUUUUUCGUACCAUGCAUGCAUUUUGAAACGUGAAAAAAAUCAUUGAGAAAGCAAAGCGCUACGGCAUUGGCGUCAUUGUCCAGCAUAUUUAUUUAAAAUAGAUGCUUAACUGCCCGUUUUUUUGCUCUUAACAAAGAAUCGAGACAGUUUUACAUCCAUAUCUCUAAAGAAUUCAGUGAUUUAAGCAUUUAUUACCAAGAAUUUUGAACAGAAAAAGCCAUUGUGGCAGUCCCUUAUCAUAAAGAGCUAAAAGACUAGCAUAAUUCGACAGAUUUAAGUAAAUUCAAACUUCCUGUUUUUUUUUGUUUGUUUGUUUGUUUUUUUCCUGCUUUUAACCAAGAAUCAAGACUGUUUUAUGUCCAUAUCUAUCAAGAAUUCAGGGAUUUAAGUAUUUAUUCACAAGAAUUUUAACAUAAAAAGCUCUUUGUGGUAGUAAGGCGGCGCCACAGUGAACUUAAAGUAUAAUGACAAAGGGCUAUUCUAUAAAAAGUUGUGAUCGUAUAUAGAAUUUAUUAGUAAUCUAUGUAUAUAUUAUAAUUGAUUCUGCAUGGUUACCUCAAGUAUUAAGUUUCUGAUGUGAAAAUUGAGUGAUCUAUUAGCUGUUGAAGACAUGCAGUAAGAAAAAAAUAAUAAGUUGGUAUUUUGGGCAAAAACAUGUUAAAUAUUGCUAUUGAUCCUGAAAAUAUUGGUGAUUAUCUGCAUUUAGUAAUUUUUGUGCGGUAGCAGCUUUGGUUUUCAAAAUAUUUGAAUUAGAAGUUUUUGAAAAUAGGCCCCCUACGAAUCGGCCCAGUUUCCUGUGUCAUGUCAAUAGGUUAUGAAGUCUAUUAUGAUGCUAUUUACAUGUUUUGUCAAUGUACUCACUUGUGAAAGAACAGGCUGGGAUAGUGCGCUGUGAUGUGUACCGCCACCUGAUGCAGGUUUUCCAUCAGAUACUGAAGACAUACCAAGAUGACCUGUUAUGGGGGGUUGCAGACACAACAUGACUAGAUACAAAGUGAAAACCUUAUUUGACUGUGGAAGCCUAUACACUUUGUAAAGGAUUCAAACCUGAUAGGGUAUCUUCAUUCACCAUGAUCGGCUCAUAGCAGCUGGGCUCUUCCCUGAGGAAAAACCAAAACAAUGAAUACGAUGUGGACAGUUUAUUUUCCUGCAAUAAGCUAAAAUUCUGUUACGAGACUUCAUUCACACUAACUUUCGAGGUGUUGAGAAUUGUGGAUACGAGUUCGAUGACUUCUGCUGCUCCACUAAUUCAUAUGGGACAAAUGGCAAUGCAGCAAACUGCCGUCUUCUGCUCGGAAAUUUAACCCCCAUCUGACUCACAAACCAGUGCCCUGAUGAAUGGAAGGGGGGGUGGAGGGGGAUAGUGAACAAUAGAACCUGCCACAUAUAACACAAUGCAUUUGUACACAAAGCUGAGUUCAUACCUAAAGAGAGCAUAACAAUUAACAAGCUUAGACUUGAGAGAUCCAGCGCUGGCUGCUGGUUGACCUCUGCCAAUGCAUUCAGAGGUACUGUGAAUAGCAGCACGACACGAGAGAAAACUGCACAACGGAGAAAUGACUGGAGGACAGCAAGAAGCACAAAAUAGCUUGUGUGUGCAAUAAAUGUCCACAUAGUAGGAACGCUCAAACCUGGAACCACAAGAAAUUGAAACCAAAAAAAUAGAAUAAAUCAUUCAAGCGGCCGAGCACAACUAAAUAACAGGGUGCAAGUCACCUGACCAACCAAGGUAACCCUCAAUCAGAUCAAGCUUCUCCUGUAUUUGUCCCUGCAUUUCAUCAAGGGAGUGCAGCAUGAAUCCCAGACUGCUGUUCAUUCGCUCCAGUUUGCUCAUCAGAUCAGAAUAGUACUUCAAUGUCUGGUCCUGGUACUGAAGAAACUCUGUCAUGCCAUCAUCUGAAGUCAAAUGUUUGUACAUUAAAAAAAAAAAAAAAAAACAGGCAACACCAAUACUGUAUUUGCAACUGUAGUGUGUUUUGCUUUUUUCCACUUUCAUACCAAUUUUUUGAUGGAUGCUGUUAGCUUCAUGUCUGACAUUGGCCAGGUCUUGAAGGAUUGUUCUGUGGCUGUCCUGCACUUCUGAGCCUUGAUUCUGCACACUCUCACUAACAAUUGCUUGAGAAAAAAAUGGUUCAUUAUGAUACAUUUAAAAUGCAAAGUAGGGUCAUUUUUUUUAUAGGGUGCCAUUUGGAUGUAACAGAGUGGACACGAUAUGAUGAACCACACAGAAUGUGCUUUAUAAAACUGCAAAAACUGAUUUUUUUAGUUAUAAAAAUCACACAGUCGAAUUUCCCACCACUGGUAUGAUUUUAUCACAGAAGUGAUUUCAUUAAUAAAUGGGGAAUUUUCUUAAAGGGACAUUAACUCAACAAUUCAAAAGCAACACGAUUAAAGAUUAUCCAGGACAAAAAAAUACAAUUUUUUAAAAAAUCUCCUAUUAGUUAUUUUUAUAGACCAAAUUUGAAUUAAACACACUGGGGACAUAGGAAAAACCUUUUACCAGAACUAAAUUAAAUUUGAAAAAUAGAAUAUAGGAGCCUGUAGCCUUGAAUUUAUAAUAGACGUCAAUUGAUAAUACACAAUGAGAAUAUGUCCAACUUUAGUGAAAAUACUGGGAAUAGAAAUGGCACACCAUUAAAAAAAAAAAAAAAAAAAUGACCCAGUGCAUGUGUAGCAAUAAAAUGUAUGGCAGGGGUCCCCAAACUAUUCCACAUCAGGCCGCAGUGGGGGCUGGAUUUCUUUCCAACAAAACAGGAUCAUACCUUUGCACCAAUCUGGUGUCUUACAAGUGUAAUCAGUUGCUUGUAGUCAGGUCCUGCUUGUUUUAGCAGAAACCUUAUUGGUUAAACACUCUGUGUACGAUCUGUAGGAACAAAACCAGGACCCAGAGUAGCCCUUGAGGACCGAUUUGGACACCCCUGACCUAUGGCCUUAGUGGAGCUAGUGUUUUGUUGAAAACUAAAAGCUCUAACCCAUUUUAUCCGUAAUUCCCUGGAUGAGCUGGGCAACCAAUUCUUGUCCAGAGGCAAUGAGGGCUUUCUCCUGGUACAGAUGCUCCAGAUUGUCCAACAGCGAACUUUCAAUUUGACCUUGGCCUUCAAAUAACUUGACCUGCUGAGAGUGCAGGGCACUGUAGCCCUUCAUGAGCUUUUCCAGGGAUGCUGCAGUCAUCUCUCUUAGCUCCAACU
Corythoichthys intestinalis (scribbled pipefish) is the source of this 5226-nucleotide messenger RNA. Its product is annotated as GDP-L-fucose synthase. Gene Ontology annotation, biological process: nucleotide-sugar biosynthetic process. The transcript is spliced from 10 exons. Bases 89 to 1144 code for a protein of 351 amino acids. The record is from RefSeq and is a predicted model, not a curated record. Gene Ontology annotation, molecular function: GDP-L-fucose synthase activity. Lineage: Eukaryota; Metazoa; Chordata; Actinopteri; Syngnathiformes; Syngnathidae.